AUGGCUUCAGAACCAGAUCCGUCGGCCGCAGUCGAAGACUCGCACUCACUCUCUGCAUCUCAAGAUGUCUCGCAACAGGAGAAGGAUGAUGAACAAUCAUUCCCUCCUAUGGUUCCGCGGGUGCUCAUGGUCAUCGCCCUUGGGUUGUCGCUGUUGAUUGCUGCUCUUGAUGCCACAAUGGUAGCAACAAUUGUACCUACAUUAUCAGAAGAGUUUCAAUCUGUCAAAGACGUAGGAUGGUACGGGUCUGUAUACUUAUUGGUAACUGGUGCAACCCAGCCAACAUUUGGAAAACUCUACGCCACGUUCUCGAGCAAAGCAGUAUUCCUUGCGUCGCUGCUUUUGUUGGAAGGGGGUUCUUUAGUAUGUGCCCUGGCACGCAAUUCCGGGAGCUUCAUCGCCGGAAGGGCGAUUGCGGGUCUCGGCAGCGCCGGUUGCAUCUCCGGCGCUCUAAUCAUCACGGCCCUUGUUGUGCCUCUGCAGCAGCGGCCGAUGUUCACGGGAAUUCUUGGAUCCCUUGAAGGCGUCGCUGUUGUACUGGGCCCGAUUAUUGGCGGCGCGAUUGCCAGUCACAUUGGAUGGAGAUGGUGCUUCUGGGUAAAUCUCCCUAUUGGAGGCGUGCUGUUCAUCGUCCUUGUCUUUCUCUUCAAGCCGCCGAAAACCCCGGGCCAGCAGGCGCCAUUGAAAGACAGAAUCAAAGGGGUCGACUUCAUUGGCGGGACGGGCUUAGUGGGAAGUAUCACCUGCCUCCUUCUCGCGCUUGAAUGGGGAUCAACGCUGUACAAUUGGAGCGACGCCAGACUCAUCGGGCUCCUUGUGGUGUUUGGGGUCUCAUUCAUAUCGGUUGCUGUUCAUCAGCACUGGCUGAAGGAAAAAGCCACGUUUCCGACGCGACUUUUGAGAAACAGGUCUUUCGCUUCAUCUCUGUGGUACGGAUUUGCGUUGUCGAGUGCGCAAAUGGUUGUUCUCUACUAUAUUCCAGUAUGGUUCCAGGCCAUCCAGGGCGUUUCUGCCCGUGAGUCGGGUGUCCGACUGCUGCCGAUGGUUCUCGCCCUAAUCUUCUCGGGCGUGUCUGCGGGGAUUGGGGCGUCCAUUGUCGGGUACCUCCCGCCAUUCAUGAUCGCUGGAACAAUAUUUGCUUCCAUUGGAGCCGGCAUGCUCUACACCUUCCAGCCCAAUAUUGAGAGUGCUAAAUGGAUCGGCUACCAGAUCUUGUUUGGUCUCGGCACCGGCGCUGGAGUUCAGCAGUCCAUUGUCGGGGUUCAGGUCGCCCUCGACCCCUCCGACGUCCCCUACGGCACGUCUGCUAUCAUCUUAGUGAACACUGUUGGGGGCUCCAUCUUCAUCAGCGUGGCCCAGAAUAUCUUCAUCACCAGGAUUGAACGUCUCACGCAGCUGAUCCCAUCCGUGGACCGUGACACGCUCUUGAAUCGUUUCGGAUUCCUUAGAGAGUCGCUCACACCAGAGCAGCUCACAGUUGCGCUUCGAGAGUACAACAGCGGCAUCAAAAACAUAUUCUUGCUAGUCAUCAUUUUAGCCUGUCUGAGCACCUUUGGGUGGGUUCUCAUUAAGUGGAUUCCACUUAGACCACCAAAACCAGCGCCAAUUUCAACUGAAGAAAACUCAUCAAAUGAGGGGGCGAAAACAACAACAGAAGUCAUUUCUCAGCCAGCAUCAUGA
Molecule: messenger RNA, 1680 nt
Organism: Colletotrichum gloeosporioides
Lineage: Eukaryota; Fungi; Ascomycota; Sordariomycetes; Glomerellales; Glomerellaceae
Product: Efflux pump apf11
Exons: 5
Coding region: 1-1680 (559 amino acids)
Biological process (GO): transmembrane transport
Molecular function (GO): transmembrane transporter activity
Source: RefSeq, a predicted model, not a curated record